Molecule: messenger RNA, 3309 nt
Organism: Lactuca virosa
Lineage: Eukaryota; Viridiplantae; Streptophyta; Magnoliopsida; Asterales; Asteraceae
Source: the annotation of a GenBank genome assembly
AUGGCAUCGGAACAAUUAAUGCCUGAGGGGGGAAGCGGGUCUCGUUACUCGCAAAUGCAAUCGGAGCAAUCGGCGAUGUCGUCGUUCUUCUCGCUUCAGAACCCGCCUGAGGCAAGUCGAAUUUUCGAUGAGCUGCCAAAUGCUACAAUCGUUCAAGUAUCUCGUAAUGAGGCUGGUGAUAUUAGCCCCAUGCUCCUGACUUACACUAUUGACUUCGAAUACAAACAGUUUAAGUGGCAACUAGUGAAGAAGGCUUCACAUGUAUUUUAUUUACACUUUGCAUUGAAGAAACGUGCCAUCAUUGAAGAAAUCCAUGAAAAACAAGAGCAGGUCAGAGAAUGGCUUCAAAAUCUAGGAAUCAUGGAUCAUCAUGCAGUUGUGCAUGGUGAUGAUGAAGAACCCGAUGAUGAUGUCACACCAGUAACCAAUGAUGAGAGUGUCAGAAACAGAGAUGUUCCAUCAAGAGCAGCAUUGCCAAUCAUUCGCCCAGCACUUGGAAGACAACAUUCCAUGUCAGACCAAGCAAAGCAAUCAAUGCAGGGGUAUUUAAAUCAUUUUCUUGGGAACCUGGACAUUGCAAAUUCCAGAGAGGUUUGCAGGUUUAUGGAGGCUUCUAAGUUAUCGUUUUGUCCAGAAUAUGGCUCAAAACAUAAAGAAGAAUAUGUACUUCAGGUUUGGGCUGUUCUUAAACCGGGUUUUUUGGCCCUGUUAAAAGAUCCGUUUGACAAGGAGCCAUUAGAUAUUAUUGUUUUUGAUGUUCUACCUUCAUCAAAUGCAAAUGGAGAAAAUGGAGUGUCAUUAGCACUUGAAAUCAAUGAACAUAACCCCUUACGCCAUGCAUUUGAGGUGUCAAGUGGGAAUCGAAGAAUAAGAUUAAGAAGUAAAAAUAAAGCUAAAGUAAAAUCAUGGGUUGCUGCCAUUAAUGAUGCUGGACUCCGGCCACCUGAGGGCUGGUGUCAUCCUCACCGGUUUGGCUCUUUUGCUCCACCUCGCGGUUUGACUGAUGAUGAUAGUCAAGCUCAGUGGUUUGUUGAUGGUCGUGCAGCUUUUGAUGCAAUUGCUUUAGCAAUUGAAGAGGCAAAAUCAGAGAUAUUUAUGUGUGGAUGGUGGCUGUGUCCAGAUUUGUAUUUGAGGCGUCCUUUUCAUGCAAAUGCAUCCUCUCGCCUUGAUGCUUUACUGGAGGCAAGAGCCAAGCAAGGUGUUCAGAUUUAUAUUCUCAUGUACAAAGAGCUUGCUCUUGCACUCAAAAUUAAUAGCUUUUUUAGUAAGAAAAAGCUGGCAGCUCUUCAUGAGAAUAUCAGAGUUUUACGUUACCCUGACCAUUUCUCUAGUGGUGUGUAUCUAUGGUCCCAUCAUGAGAAAUUGGUCAUUGUUGAUUAUGAGGUAUGCUUUAUUGGUGGAUUAGAUCUUUGCUUUGGUCGUUAUGACUCAUAUGAGCACAAAGUGGGUGAUCACCCUCCUACGAUAUGGCCUGGAAAGGACUACUAUAACCCCAAGUCUGAGCCUAAUUCUUGGGAAGAUACUAUGAAGGAUGAACUGAAUCGUGAAAAAUAUCCUCGUAUGCCAUGGCAUGAUGUCCACUGUGCCUUGUGGGGACCACCAUGUCGUGAUAUUGCUCGCCACUUUGUUCAGCGUUGGAAUUAUGCAAAGAGAAAUAAAGCUCCCAAUGAGCAAACAAUUCCACUACUUAUGCCUCAACAACACAUGGUUAUCCCACAUUACAUGGGUUCUGGUAGAGAACAAGAAGAUGGAAAUACUGGACUCAUGAAUGCAACCCAACCAAUCAACAGACAGGAUUCGUUUUCCUCUCUUGCUGCCUUUCAAGACAUCCCAUUGCUAAUCCCACAAGAAGCUGAUGGAGUUGAUUCUGCUAGCGGAAAUUUAAGACAAAGUGGAUUGGGUAAAUCAAAUAAUAAUUUUCAUGGUCAGCCUCAGCCAAGCAGGCCUCCAAGGGCUCCUUUUUCUUUUAGAAAAUCCAAAAUUGCACCUUUGUUUAUGGAUAUGCCAAUGAGAGGGUUUGUAGAUGAACAAGGGAGGUCUUCUGUUACAGUUGUGCACCCUCCCAUGAAGUCUCAUGAUAGAGAAUGGUGGGAGAGUCAGGAGAGAGGUAAUCUUGUUGUUUCUGCAGAUGAAAGUGGGCAGGUUGGUCCUCGUGUUACGUGUCGCUGUCAGGUUAUUAGGAGUGUGAGUCUUUGGUCGGCUGGGACAAGUCAAGUUGAAGGGAGCAUUCACAAUGCUUACUGUUCCCUUAUUGAGAAAGCAGAACACUUGGUCUACAUCGAGAACCAAUUUUUCAUCUCAGGUCUAUCUGGAGAUGAGAUCAUACGAAAUCGUGUGUUGGAUGCCUUGUACAAGCGCAUUUUGCGGGCAUAUCAAGAACGGCAGUGUUUUAGGGCCAUCAUUGUUAUACCACUAUUACCUGGAUUCCAGGGUGGACUAGAUGAUGGUGGCGCAGCAUCUGUAAGGGCUAUUAUGCAUUGGCAGUAUCGAACAAUAUCAAGAGGACCCAAUUCCAUAUUGCAUAAUCUCUCUGAUCGACUUGGUCCCAUUGUUGAUGACUACAUAUCUUUUUAUGGUCUGAGGGCUUAUGGUAGACUUUCUAAUGAUGGUCUUGUUGCCUCCAGUCCGGUAUAUGUACAUAGCAAGAUCAUGAUAGUAGAUGAUACUGCAGCCUUGGUUGGGUCAGCUAAUAUCAAUGACAGGAGUUUACUUGGAUUACGUGACUCAGAGAUUGGAGUACUUAUUGAAGAUAAAGAAGUGGUUGGAUCGUAUAUGGGAGGCAACCCAUGGAAGGCUGGGAAAUUUGCAUUGAGUCUUCGUCUUUCACUAUGGUCUGAGCACCUUGGUCUUCAUGGUAGUGAGAUCCACAAAAUAGCUGACCCUGUAAUUGAUUCUACCUACAAAGACAUAUGGAUGGCAACUGCUAAGGAAAAUACCAUGAUCUACCAAGAUGUCUUCUCUUGCAUUCCUAAUAAUCUCAUACAUUCCAGAGCAUCUUUGAGGCAACGUAUGGGUGAAUUGAAAGGAAAAAUAGGGCAUACUACCAUCGACAUAGGAAUAGCUCCAAAGAAGUUGGAACCAUAUCAAGAUGGAAAUGCUAAAGGAAGUGACCCCAUGGAUAGAUUAGAGGGUGUAAGAGGGCAUCUUGUUUCUUUUCCUUCAGAUUUUAUGUGCAAAGAAGAUCUAAGACCCGUGUUUAAAGAAAGCGAGUAUUAUGCAUCGCCUCAAGUUUUCCAUUAAAUUUAUUUCAUGCCAUUUCAGGCAUGCGGGUAAAUAGAUACCAUUCUUUUUUGUUUCGGGUUUUUUGGG